Hydractinia symbiolongicarpus is the source of this 915-nucleotide messenger RNA. RefSeq names its product iron-sulfur cluster assembly scaffold protein IscU-like. Gene Ontology annotation, biological process: iron-sulfur cluster assembly; intracellular iron ion homeostasis. Gene Ontology annotation, cellular component: cytoplasm; mitochondrial matrix. The record is from RefSeq and is a predicted model, not a curated record. The transcript has 5 exons. Gene Ontology annotation, molecular function: 2 iron, 2 sulfur cluster binding; ferrous iron binding. Bases 112 to 573 code for a protein of 153 amino acids. Lineage: Eukaryota; Metazoa; Cnidaria; Hydrozoa; Anthoathecata; Hydractiniidae.
AGGGAAGGUGAGGAUUUACCAUCAAGUUCUGAUGUGGGAGAUGGGGAUAGAUAGGCAAACUUUGCUUCUAACUUUAGUUGCGCUUUUUGUUUUAGAGAAAGCAAAAUAAAUAUGUCUCUUAGCUUGAAUCAUGCAUUGAGAACUUUGAGCCUAACAAGACAAGCACUUGUAGUGGUUUCCAGACAGUAUCAUAAAAAUGUGAUUGACCACUACGAAAAUCCACGUAAUGUUGGAUCAAUGGAUAAGAAUGAUAAAAACGUAGGAACUGGUUUAGUUGGUGCACCUGCUUGUGGGGAUGUAAUGAAAUUACAGAUUAAAGUGGACGACGAUGGUAAUAUUGUUGAUGCAAAAUUCAAAACAUUUGGUUGUGGGUCAGCCAUUGCUUCGAGUUCAUUGGCAACAGAAUGGAUAAAAGGAAAACAGAUCAAUGAUGCGUCCAACAUUAAGAAUACGGAUAUUGCAAAAGAGCUAUGUCUUCCUCCAGUCAAACUUCACUGUUCAAUGCUCGCCGAAGAUGCAAUAAAAGCUGCAUUAAAUGAUUACAAAACGAAGCAGGCAAAAGUGGCUGUGUAGUCCUAAAUUGACUAUUUUUAUUUAUUUCCGUCUGUGAUAUUGUUUAUGUCAUAUUUUGUAAAUACACUUAUCUUUAUUUUGUCUGCAUGAUAUACCUGUAUUAUAUGAGAUAAAUUCUUUCUCGAACAGCAUGUAACGGCCAGCGUUUUAUCUCUUUGCGAGCCGAUGAAGGUUGACAAACUAGUCUUAUUUUGUUUUCUGUUGACAAUUCAUCCAAACUAUAAUAAUAUUUACUAACCCUGCAUGUUCUUUAUCGCAGCAGAAUCUCAAGAUACAUAUCUUGAUAUUCGCAGUGAUCACUACAAUGGAACGGUUUUAAACAAAUAUAUUGUCUUCUCAAAA